AUGCCUCAGAGCCAAAGGAGAGGACCCUGGGUCCCAGAGGAGGACCAGACAUUGCUGCAACUAGUCAGCAGUCAAGGACCAAACAACUGGGUCCGCAUCUCACAGCAUAUGAAAUACCGAUCACCAAAGCAAUGCAGAGAACGAUCCCACCAGAACCUGAAACCAACAUUGAAUCACGACCCCAUCUCAGCCGAGGAAGGGCUGAUAAUCGAACGACUGGUGAGCGAGAUGGGUAAGCGGUGGGCAGAAAUCGCCAGGAGACUCGGCAACAGAAGCGACAAUGCCGUCAAGAACUGGUGGAACGGAAGCGUGAACCGAAAGCGUAGAGGCAUGGCUGCUGGCAGUGGUGCUGCCUCGCAUUCUCCUGCUUCAUCUGCAUCUCCCUCCAGGACUCCCAACGGACGGGUUGAGCCACCAUAUCAGAAAGCAUCUUCUAGGUCCCCCCAAACGCAGUACCGAUGUCCCCGGACCGAACAUGCCAUGUACAGCCAGGCCUCGCACAUGGACAGACAACGAUCCUGGGCUUCUAUCUCAGACUAUCAAUCAUCACAGCAUCAGCACCAGCACCAACAGGAUGAGCGAGGGGAGUACCAUCAGCAGCGCAUUCACUCGCCUCGUCCGCUCGAGUACCGUUCAUCUCUAUAUGACCUGCCCAAGGAGACCCUAAAUAGUGCAAGGUGGCAGCAGUGUAACUCCCAGCCGCAGUCACCAGCCGCCGGACGGCGACUCCUGACUCCCAUCUUUACCACACGCAACCCAAACCAGGCAACAGACUCCGCCAUGACCUCGCCCGCAUUCUCAGAGAUGUCUCAUGCUCCUUCCCUUGGUGGGCCUCCAUCCAUGGUAUCAGACCAUAACUCAGUCGCCUCGGCCUCGCCCAAGACGGUCACCUCUCCCUCUGCCCUGGCAACCCCAGUUGAAAUCCACCACAGCCACCACCGCUCCUCAUCAUCCGCCUCUUCAUAUGACGAAAGACGGCGAGGCAGUGCCCCGUUAAUUUCGUCUUUCGCCAAACCACAUCAUUCAAGUGAUAACCUCCUCUACCAGCCUCACCCCAUGCAAUCCUCACUACGACACCACCAGCACUCCAUAUCUGCACCACAUAACCAGCUACCACCAAUUUCGGAUCUUGAAAAGCCUGCUUCUUGUUCUACUUCUCGCGAUUCUCGGAUGGGUCUUCAAGCAUUGCUCAAUUAA
Nannizzia gypsea CBS 118893 is the source of this 1197-nucleotide messenger RNA. RefSeq lists its product as hypothetical. Bases 1 to 1197 code for a protein of 398 amino acids. The record is from RefSeq and is a predicted model, not a curated record. Gene Ontology annotation, molecular function: DNA-binding transcription factor activity, RNA polymerase II-specific; RNA polymerase II cis-regulatory region sequence-specific DNA binding. Gene Ontology annotation, biological process: positive regulation of transcription by RNA polymerase II; mitotic cell cycle. Lineage: Eukaryota; Fungi; Ascomycota; Eurotiomycetes; Onygenales; Arthrodermataceae. Gene Ontology annotation, cellular component: nucleus. The transcript has a single exon.